This is a messenger RNA of Xenopus laevis (African clawed frog), 2580 nucleotides long. It is a transcript of the gene clcnkb.L, whose product is annotated as chloride channel, voltage-sensitive Kb L homeolog. The record is from RefSeq and is marked provisional. Lineage: Eukaryota; Metazoa; Chordata; Amphibia; Anura; Pipidae.
UGGGAUCAAGGUGACUGAGUGGAAUUCACUCUCACCUGCAGCUCAUUCUUAUUCCACUCACACUCGCCCCGGGGACGUUCUGCUCCACUUGCCAAGGACUUUAUAAUAAAUACCUGCAACUGUCAGACUGUCAGACUGUGGGACUGGGGCAGCCGCUGACAAGUAUUGGGGUGUCUGUGCCUCUUGGCUGCUCUUGUGCCCCAUUCACGGAUCUUGGGAUGAAUUGAAGGUCACACGAUCCUCUGAAACAGCAGAACCUUCACUAACCUGAUACAGGAAUUAUAGGGGACGGAUGUGACCGCGUUCCCUUUCUCACCCCGUGUGACAUCACUGCACAUCUCAUCACUGAUUGGAUCGACUCAUCAUGAGCCGUGUGCUGGUUAUUGAGCAGAGGGAAGGAGAGGAGAAAACCCUCAUACAGAAACAUAUUUUCCGCCCCUUCCCGAAUACACGGAGGGUUGUUAUAGAUCACCUGCAGCACUUGAAGAACUUCCUUUUCCGAAUCGGCGAUGACUGGUACUUCCUGUUUGCACUUGGCGUUAUCAUGGCGCUCAUCAGCUUCACCAUGGACUUUACCGUCUCCAAAAUGCUUAAUGCGCACAGGUGGCUCCAGCAGGAGCUCGGGGGGAACGUGCUGCUCCGGUACCUCUCCUGGAUUGUCUACCCAAUAGCACUCGUUGCCUUCUCUACUGGCUUUGCCCAGAGCAUCACUCCACAUUCCGGAGGUUCUGGAAUCCCUGAACUAAAGACCAUUCUAUCUGGAGUGAUUCUAGAGGAAUAUCUCACCAUCAAGAACUUUGGGGCCAAGGUUGUGGGCCUGACCUGCACUUUAUCAGCCGGCAGCACCAUGUUCCUGGGCAAAGUGGGCCCCUUUGUGCACCUCUCCAGCAUGAUUGCAGCCUACCUGGGCAGAAUGAGAACUUCUGUCGCUGGGGAUUAUGAGAAUAAGAGCAAAGAGCAUGAGAUGCUGGUGGCCGCUGCUGCAGUGGGAGUAUCCACAGUCUUUGGGGCACCAAUAAGUGGAGUCCUGUUCAGCGUGGAAGUCAUGUCUUCGCACUUCGCUAUCCGGAAUUACUGGCGCGGGUUCUUUGCAGCGACCUGUGGGGCGUUUGUGUUUCGCCUUUUAGCCGUAUUCAACAGUGAGCAGGAAACAAUCACAGCCGUCUUCAAAACCAGUUUCAAGAUCAGCUUCCCCUUUGACCUCCCAGAGAUGUUCUUCUUUGCCAUAUUGGGGGUGGUGUGCGGGCUGAUUGGCUGUGCCUAUCUCUUCUGUCAGCGCUGGCUCCUCGGAUACGUCAGGAGAAAUUCCCUCACUUCCAAGUUACUGGCCUCUGAUAAACCCAUGUACUCAGCGCUGGUGGCUCUCCUAAUAUCCUCCAUCACUUUCCCUGAGAGUCUGGGGCAGUUUCUGGCAUCGAGGCUGACGAUGAAGGAGCUUCUCACCUCCCUGUUUGACAACCGGACGUGGUGGACCCUUUCCCAGAAUUCCUCACUGGACAGGUCCCCUCUGGUGGAUCCCAAUAAUUUGUGGCUGGAGUGGGCGAACCCUCAGUUCACAAUAUUUGGAACCCUGGCCUUCUUCAUCAUCAUGAAGUUCUGGAUGUUCAUUUUGGCCACAACUCUGCCAAUGCCAGCGGGGUAUUUCAUGCCGGUGUUUGUGUUUGGUGCUGCCAUUGGACGCUUGGUCGGCGAGACUGUGGCCCUCCUCUAUCCUGAAGGAAUUGCUGCGGAUGGCAUUGUUAACCCUAUCAUUCCAGGAGGCUAUGCCUGGCAGGGGGCUGCCGCUUACUCUGGGGCAGUGACACACUCUGUCUCAACCGCACUGCUCGCAUUCGAAGCUACGGGACAGAUCGCACACAUCCUGCCGGUCAUUCUAUGCGUAUUAAUCGCCAACGCUUUUACCCAGAAGUUGCAGCCGUCAUUCUACGAUGGCACCAUAAUCGUGAAGAAACUUCCGUAUCUCCCUCGCAUUCGGAGCCGCGACAUCGAUUCCUAUAAGGUGAACACAGAGGAGUUUAUGAACCCGGACAUCAGAGUUCUGCCCCGAGAAGCCGGAUUUGAAGAUGUUCUGAAAGUCAUCACUGCGUCCGACGACUCUGAGUACCCAGUGGUGGAUAAUACAGAGUCGCAGGUUCUGGUGGGCACAGUCAAGAGACCACAACUCAUCCACUUCCUGGAGACCCACGAGUCACAUGAGCGAGCGGGUCCCACAGAGAAAGAGAAUCUUUCUGAAGGCAAUCUUGGUGAGGCGUGCAGCAUAGAGCCAGUCACCUUCCAGCUCUCCACAUGGACCUCCCUGCACCAGGCCCAUCAUCUCUUUGAGCUCCUGCAUCUCCAGAAAGCGUUUGUGACUAAAUAUGGCCGGAUUGUGGGGCAGGUCACCAGGAAAGAGAUGAAGAAAGCGAUUGAGGACCUUGCGAACCCUAAGUGAUCAAUCUGGUUGCCAGGGGCCACUCAGGUACCCUUUAAAAAAACUGAAGAAGGACCGGCAUGGGGGUAAAAGAAAUUCAUUAAGGUUUCUAACCUGAGCCUCCUUCGACCUACAACUUCGCCUUGAAUUAAACACAUAUAUGUCACAGA